This is a messenger RNA of Puccinia triticina, 1539 nucleotides long. RefSeq lists its product as uncharacterized. The transcript is spliced from 3 exons. The record is from RefSeq and is a predicted model, not a curated record. Bases 1 to 1539 code for a protein of 512 amino acids. Lineage: Eukaryota; Fungi; Basidiomycota; Pucciniomycetes; Pucciniales; Pucciniaceae.
AUGCAUCUGACCUCAGUUGUCCUUUCCGCGUCCAUCCUUUCAGCCUCAAACUCCCUGGCCGUCCCCCUGGGUGGUUAUACUAACGAAGACCAAUCCUAUGGAGGAUCGGGCUACGGCAGCGGUGGUUCCAUUGGGGGCUUUUCACCUGCAGGCAUGCUCGGAGGUAUUUUCGGCGGUGGCGUAGGCGGCUCUGCCAAUGGCGGCGUCUUCGGCGGUCUGGGAGGCGGUGGAGGCGGCGGCCUCGGAGGUGGCCUCGGAGGUGGCCUUGGAGGUGGCCUCGGAGGUGGCCUUGGAGGUGGAGUAAGAGGUGGAGUAGGAGGUGGAGUAGGAGGCGGUGCUGCAGGAGGACUGGGAGGCGGUCUGGGCGCAGGCCUUGGGGGAGGUGUAGGAGGUGGACUCGGCGGCAACUUUCUCAGUCGUAGUUCCGCGGGAGGCGGCCUCUUCGGUGGCCUAGGCGGUGGAGCAUCGGGUGGCCUAGGCGGCGAUCUUCACCUCGGAGGCGAUCUUCAUGGUGGUGCUGGUGCAGGAGUUGGUGCCGGAGGACUUGGCGGCUUGGGUGUCGGAGCCGGUGGUGGUCUUGGAGGCGACUUACAUCUCGGAGGCGAUCUCCAUGGCGGCGCGGGCGGAGGUUUCGGUGGAAUCCCUUUCCUCGGCGGCGGCGCUGGAGCAGCGGGUGGCCUAGGCGGCGAUCUUCAUCUCGGUGGCGAUCUCCACGGCGGCGCGGGUGGAGGCUUCGGUGGAAUCCCUUUCAUCGGAGGCGGAGGAGCCGGAGGACUCGGCGGUGACUUACACCUCGGGGGCGGACUCUCAGGAGGUGCAGCCGGUGGUCUCGGAGGCGGUCUCGGUGGAGGAGCGGCUGGUGGACUCGGGGCUGGAUUCGGCGGAGGAGCAAUUGGCCGAAGCGUUGGCGUUGUGGGUCUACCACGACCUGUUGGUUACGCCGCUGGACCAGCAUUUGUUCCCCAAGGACCACCCACCGGCCUCUACGCCCCUCCUCUCCUCGUCGCUCCCCCACCAGUCGCCGGCCGUGUGAUUACACCUGCAGUCCCAGCCCCUGGUCCUCUUGUUGUCCCUAACUUGCCAGUUGUUCCCGCUCGGUAUGCUGCUGGUCCUCCAGCUGUCGCCCGCCCGAACACUCCCUACGUUCCCGUUUCGCCGCCUGCUGGCCCUCCCGCUGUCGCCAGCCCGAACACUCCCUACGUUCCCGUUUCGCCGCCUGCUGGCCCUCCCGCUGUCGCCAGCCCGAACACUCCCUCCGUUCCUGUUUCGCCGCCUGCUGGCCCUCCCGCUGUCGCCAGCCCGAACACUCCCUACGUUCCCGUUUCGCCGCCUGCUGGCCCUCCAGUUGUCGCUCACGUCAACACUCCCUACGUUCCUGUUUCACCGCCUGCUCUUCAUGUGCCAGCUCCCUACGUCGCCGCUCCUCUCAAUACUCCUUAUGUAGCGGCCCCCGUCCCGGGAAUCGUCUCUCAUGCACCUGCUCCUGGUGCUUACGCCACCGGCCCUAUUGCUCACGGAGGUGGAUAUGGCAGAUUCUAA